GUGGAUAGGUAUUCAUCAAAAGCAAGAUCGAAUUCCAGAUCUAAGCAAAUACAGUAAAAUAUCUCAGACGGUUCUACGUUUCCAAGAAAAACAAGAAGAAAAUGGAUAACUCGCAGAAGAUGAGCUACCACGCUGGUGAGGCCAAGGGCCAAGCUCAGGAGAAGACCAGCACCAUGAUGGACAAGGCAGGGAAUGUUGCACAGUCCGCCAAGGAAUCGAUGCAGAAUGCUGGCCAAGCUAUUCAGCAAACGGCUGCGGGAGCUGCUGACGCCGUCAAGAAUGCUACUGGCAUGAACAAGUGAUUGAGGCUAGCUGUUAUGAUGGCAUCUAUGUUUAUGUUUAAGCUUUUUUAGUCUUUUUUUAUAAAGAAGAGAAGCUCUAGUCCUCUAAGAUCGAGCUCUAGAGUUCUCCUCAUUUGGUGCGUGUUAUUUCACAUACCCACUUUCAUUUGGUUCUGGUUCAGUUAUUUGUUAAUGUUGUGUUAUUGCUCUCUUUUUCCCCCUUUUGGAUAAGGAAGAGAGCGCUUUGUGUUUGUUGUAGUUCUCACCUCAUUUAUGAAAAAUUGUUCCUAAAUGUGACCA
Molecule: messenger RNA, 581 nt
Organism: Rosa rugosa (rugosa rose)
Lineage: Eukaryota; Viridiplantae; Streptophyta; Magnoliopsida; Rosales; Rosaceae
Product: stress-induced protein KIN2-like
Exons: 2
Coding region: 102-302 (66 amino acids)
Source: RefSeq, a predicted model, not a curated record